Emiliania huxleyi CCMP1516 is the source of this 795-nucleotide messenger RNA. RefSeq lists its product as hypothetical. The coding region runs from base 1 to 795 and encodes 264 amino acids. The transcript is spliced from 2 exons. Gene Ontology annotation, molecular function: oxidoreductase activity. NCBI's taxonomy places the organism in Eukaryota, Haptophyta, Isochrysidales, Noelaerhabdaceae. The record is from RefSeq and is a predicted model, not a curated record.
AUGCAUAUGCCGCUUCCCUUCCUCUUCGCUGCCGCCGCGCAGGCGGUCGAUCCGUCGCUCCUCGACGUCGGCCUCGCGCAGGUCGCCGCGCUCGGCCAGGCGGGCCGCCUGACGCCCGACGAGGAGGCGCUGGCCGUAGAGCGUGCGCUUGGCGGUGACGCGCCGCUCCUGCUUCUCGCCAAGAACUUUGCGGCGCUGCCUUCGCUGGAGACGCACCUGCGCGCCGCCCUGCAGGCACGGCCGCCGCCCGCCGGCGCGCCUGCGGCGCCUCCGCCGCCUCUGCCGCCUCCGUCGCCGCCUCCGCCCGCCGACGACAUGCUCUUUGCGCGGCGGUCGGUAGUCGCUUACAGGCCGGGGCCGGUGCCGGCCGAGGCGGUGCAGCGCGCGCUCGAGGCGGCCGUCCUCGCGCCCAACCACUUUCUGACCGAGCCGUGGCGCUUUUACCUUGCGGGCCCCGAGGCGCGUGCCAGGCUGUCGGCCCUCAACGCCGCAAAGCAGGCCGCGUUCGAGAAGGUGCCGGGCUGGCUGGUGGUGACGCUCGUCGCGUCGGACCUCGCGCCCGACGGCAGCUUCAACACGAAGAAGGGGCUCGAGGAACCCGCCGCUAGAUACCACGCUGCCUCGCGGACUCUCGGGGGCUCUCGCCUAAUCUGGGCCAACCUCAUCACGCAGGACCACGCCGCCUGCGCCGCCGCCGUCCAGAACUUCAUGCUCUCCCUCGCCGCCGCCGGAACCGGCUCGACGUGGACGGCGGGCGUCUUUGUGGACGGCGUCUCUUCACAGCGUACGCUGUGA